GGCAGAGGUAGAGGCACCGAAAGACAGACUCUAAGGUUCCUGAUGAAAUCUGUCUCGGCCAACACAAAUGGGAGGGCACGGUGGUGGAGGGGGGGCACCCAAGCUAGGGUGUGAGUGCCCUAAGUGUAUUCUUCUGAGACGUAAACCAUUUCACUAACUCUUGAAGCAGCUACAGUUUCCCAGUGGGAAGGCCCCGCCAGGUUCAUUGCGCUUCCCUUAAUAAAGCCUCUGAGAUCUUCCUGAACAUUCCCUUCUGUCUCUGCCCUCUGUUACUUCCAGAGACCAUGUGCCCAGGCAGAUGGAAUCCUCCUGGGCCUGAGAGGAACUGCAGGAAUUCUCCUGCCUCUUACCUGUGAAACCCCAACUUCUCUAGCCCUAGGUCAGGAAGUUCCAAACAAUUUCUACCCCUCUUUCUGCAAUUCUCAUUGGGGUGAGAGGAGGCCCUGGAGGAGAGAGAGCUGGGGUCAGCUUCUUUUUGAGCUGCUGGAGCCCUCUGUGAGGAGGCCCUCUUUGCUGGCUUCUCAGGAGAGUGUGGCUAGGUUCUGCCUGCCUAUGGGGAGACGGGCCAGGGUGUGUGCAGCAAGAUGGUGGCGGUGCUGGUGCCUUGGGACCUGGGGGAAUGGGACAGCUGGUCGGUUCAGAGAUGGCCUACUUUACUCACAGCUGGAAUUUAGUGGGGAGAAGCAGCUCAACUCCAAUCCUGGAGGAUUAGGGAGAUUAAAGUGAGAGAAGAGAGAGAUGUCCCAGAGACCAAGAGCUCCCAGGUCAGCCCUCUGGCUCCUGGCACCCCCGCUGCUGCGGUGGGCACCCCCCCUCCUCACAGUGCUGCAUAGCGACCUCUUCCAGGCCUUGCUGGACAUCCUGGACUAUUAUGAGGCUUCCCUCUCAGAGAGUCAGAAAUACCGCUACCAAGAUGAAGACACGCCCCCUCUGGAGCACAGCCCGGCCCACCUCCCCAACCAGGCCAAUUCUCCCCCUGUGAUUGUCAACACAGAUACCCUAGAAGCCCCAGGAUAUGUGAACGGGACCGAGGGGGAGAUGGAAUACGAGGAAAUCACAUUGGAAAGGGGUAACUCAGGUCUGGGCUUCAGCAUCGCAGGUGGCACUGACAACCCACACAUCGGUGACGACCCGUCCAUUUUCAUCACCAAGAUCAUUCCUGGUGGGGCUGCGGCCCAGGAUGGCCGCCUCAGGGUCAACGACAGCAUCCUGUUUGUAAAUGAAGUGGAUGUGCGCGAGGUGACCCACUCGGCAGCGGUGGAGGCCCUCAAAGAGGCAGGCUCCAUCGUUCGCCUCUAUGUCAUGCGCCGGAAGCCCCCAGCUGAGAAGGUCAUGGAGAUCAAGCUCAUCAAGGGGCCUAAAGGUCUUGGCUUCAGCAUCGCAGGGGGCGUAGGGAACCAGCACAUCCCAGGAGAUAAUAGCAUCUAUGUAACAAAGAUCAUCGAAGGGGGUGCUGCCCACAAGGAUGGGAGGUUGCAGAUUGGAGACAAGAUCCUGGCGGUCAACAGUGUGGGGCUAGAGGAUGUCAUGCAUGAAGAUGCUGUGGCAGCCCUGAAGAACACGUAUGAUGUUGUCUACCUAAAGGUGGCCAAGCCCAGCAAUGCCUACCUGAGUGACAGCUAUGCUCCCCCAGACAUCACAACCUCUUAUUCUCAGCACCUGGACAACGAGAUCAGUCACAGCAGCUACCUGGGCACCGAUUACCCCACAGCCAUGACCCCCACUUCCCCUCGGCGCUACUCCCCAGUGGCCAAGGACCUGCUCGGGGAGGAAGACAUUCCCCGAGAACCGAGGCGAAUUGUGAUCCACCGGGGCUCCACGGGCCUGGGCUUCAACAUCGUGGGUGGCGAGGACGGUGAAGGCAUCUUCAUCUCCUUUAUCCUGGCCGGGGGCCCUGCAGACCUCAGUGGGGAGCUGCGGAAGGGGGACCAGAUCCUGUCGGUCAACGGUGUUGACCUCCGAAAUGCCAGCCACGAGCAGGCCGCCAUUGCCCUGAAGAAUGCAGGUCAGACGGUCACGAUCAUCGCUCAGUAUAAACCAGAAGAGUACAGCCGAUUCGAGGCCAAGAUCCACGACCUCCGGGAACAGCUCAUGAACAGCAGCCUGGGCUCAGGGACUGCCUCCCUGCGGAGCAACCCCAAAAGGGGUUUCUACAUCAGGGCCCUGUUUGAUUACGACAAGACCAAGGACUGCGGCUUCCUGAGCCAGGCCCUGAGCUUCCGCUUUGGGGACGUGCUGCAUGUCAUCGAUGCUAGUGAUGAGGAGUGGUGGCAGGCACGGCGGGUCCACUCUGACAGUGAGACCGACGACAUUGGGUUCAUCCCCAGCAAACGGCGGGUUGAGCGACGAGAGUGGUCAAGGUUAAAGGCCAAGGACUGGGGCUCCAGCUCUGGAUCACAGGGUCGAGAAGACUCGGUUCUGAGCUACGAGACAGUGACGCAGAUGGAAGUGCACUAUGCUCGCCCCAUCAUCAUCCUUGGGCCCACCAAGGACCGCGCCAACGAUGAUCUUCUCUCCGAGUUCCCCGACAAGUUUGGAUCCUGUGUUCCCCAUACGACACGGCCCAAGCGGGAGUAUGAGAUAGAUGGCCGGGAUUACCACUUUGUGUCGUCUCGGGAGAAAAUGGAGAAGGACAUUCAGGCGCACAAGUUCAUUGAGGCCGGCCAGUACAACAGCCACCUCUAUGGGACCAGCGUUCAGUCCGUGCGAGAGGUGGCAGAGCAGGGGAAGCACUGCAUCCUCGAUGUCUCGGCCAAUGCCGUGCGGCGGCUGCAGGCGGCCCACCUGCACCCCAUCGCCAUCUUCAUUCGCCCCCGCUCCCUGGAGAAUGUGCUAGAGAUUAACAAGCGGAUCACAGAGGAGCAAGCCCGCAAAGCCUUCGACAGAGCCACCAAGCUGGAGCAGGAGUUCACAGAGUGCUUCUCAGCCAUCGUGGAGGGUGACAGCUUUGAGGAGAUCUACCACAAGGUGAAGCGUGUCAUCGAGGACCUCUCAGGCCCCUACAUCUGGGUUCCAGCCCGAGAGAGACUCUGAUUCCUGCCCUGGCUUGGCCUGGACUCGCCCUGCCUCCAUCACCUGGGCCCUUGGUCUGGACUGAAUCGCCCAAGCCCUUGGCUCCCCCCGGCCUCCCUCCCACCCCUUCUUAUUUAUUUCCUUUCUAACUGGAUCCAGCCUAUUGGAGGGGGGACACUCCUCUGCAUGUAUCCCCGUACCCCAGAACUGGGCUCCUGAAUGCCAGGAACCUGGGGUCUGGGGGGGGAGCUGGGCUCCUGGUUCCGAGCCCUUGCUCCUUAGGAUCCCCGCCCCCGCCCGCCCCCAAUGCACACACAGACCCACCGGGGGCCACCUGCCCUCCCCCAUCUUCUCCCACACACAUUCCAGAAGUCAGGGCCCCCUCGAGGAGCACCCGCUGCAGGGAUGCAGGGCCACAGGCCUCCGCUCUCUCCUGAGGCAGGGUCUGGGGUCACCCCUGCCCUCAUCGUAAUUCCCCAUGUCCCUUGAUUUCUCAUUUAUUUUUUCCACUUUUUUUCUUCUCAAAGGUGGUUUUUUGGGGGGAGAAGCAGGGGACUCCACCGUGGGCCCCUGCCUUCCACACGCCCCCACCUUUUUUCUUUGCCGGUUUGCAUGAGUGGAAGGUCUAAAUGUGGCUUUUUUUUUUUUUUUUUUUCCUGGGAAUUUUUUUUGGGGAAAAGGGAGGGAUGGGUCUAGGGAGUGGGAAAUGCGGGAGGGAGGGUGGGGGGCAGGGGUCGGGGGUCGGGCGUCCGGGAGCCAGGGAAGACUGGAAAUGCUGCCGCCUUCUGCAAUUUAUUUAUUUUUUCUUUUGAGAGAGUGAAAGGAAGAGACAGAUACUUGAAA
Cercocebus atys (sooty mangabey) is the source of this 3855-nucleotide messenger RNA. RefSeq names its product discs, large homolog 4 (Drosophila) (gene DLG4). The record is from RefSeq and is a predicted model, not a curated record. Bases 739 to 3033 code for a protein of 764 amino acids. NCBI's taxonomy places the organism in Eukaryota, Metazoa, Chordata, Mammalia, Primates, Cercopithecidae. Gene Ontology annotation, molecular function: kinase binding. Gene Ontology annotation, cellular component: neuron projection; postsynaptic density membrane; neuromuscular junction. The transcript has 22 exons. Gene Ontology annotation, biological process: AMPA glutamate receptor clustering; chemical synaptic transmission; postsynaptic neurotransmitter receptor diffusion trapping.